This is a messenger RNA of Cokeromyces recurvatus, 1342 nucleotides long. Its product is annotated as DNA glycosylase. The coding region runs from base 15 to 974 and encodes 319 amino acids. Gene Ontology annotation, molecular function: 8-oxo-7,8-dihydroguanine DNA N-glycosylase activity. The record is from RefSeq and is a predicted model, not a curated record. NCBI's taxonomy places the organism in Eukaryota, Fungi, Mucoromycota, Mucoromycetes, Mucorales, Mucoraceae. Gene Ontology annotation, biological process: base-excision repair, AP site formation; base-excision repair. Gene Ontology annotation, cellular component: nucleus. The transcript is spliced from 10 exons.
UUUUUUUUUAUCUUAUGAAAAUUAUUAAAUCAAGUUCAUUACUUUGGAAAGAUUUAUGCAUUCCACCAACUGAAUUAAGAUUAAAUACUCUAAGAUGCGGACAAUCUUUUCGUUGGAAACAAAUGAAUGAUCAUUGGACUCCUACAACUAUAUUAUUUGGUAAUCAUGACAGUCAUAAUAAGGAACAAGAACAGUCAACAAUAACUGAACUACGAGACUAUUUUCAACUUGAUAAAGUAUCAUUAAAAGAAUCCAUUCAAUUUAAAGGUAUUCGUAUACUUCGACAAGAUCCUUGGGAGAAUUUGAUUUCAUUUAUAUGUUCAAGUAAUAACAACAUUACUAGAAUAUCACAAAUGAUUCAUAAAUUAUGCGUUCAAUUUGGUAAAAAAGUAGCUGUAUUUGAGGAUGAAGCAUUUUAUGAUUUUCCUAGUUUACAGGAACUUUUAGUACCUAAUUUAGAAAGCAUUUUAAGAGAUUUAGGAUUUGGAUAUAGAGCUAGAUAUAUUGCACAUACAGCAAACAAAAUUAAAUUAGAUCAUCCUGAAUUGGGUGAAACAUGGUUAGGCACAUUAAGAAAUAGACCUUAUUUAGAAGCCAAAAAGACUUUAAUGGAAUUUCAGGGAGUUGGACCUAAAGUAGCCGAUUGUGUGUGUUUAAUGUCACUAGAUCACACAGAAUCCAUUCCAGUAGAUACACAUGUCUGGCAAAUUGCUUUAAAAGAGUAUGGAUUUAAUAAAAAAUCAUCAACCAAGACAUUAAAUAGUCAGCUUUAUAAUGAAGUUGGAGAUCAUUUUCGUUUAUUAUUUGGUAAAUACAGUGGUUGGGCUCAUUCUGUAUUAUUUACAGCUGACUUGAAAACAUUCGAAACAACAACAACAAAAAGGAAAUCAACAAUAUCGGUCACAGAAAAGGAGAAAGAAAAAGUCGUGAUUAUAAAAAAAAGAAGAGUAAAGAGUAAAGAUGCAGUAGUGUAAAUGAUGGUCAUAAUUCAACAUCUUGUUGUUAAUCUAUUAGAAGCACUACCAUUACUAAGUUUUCUUGAUAAUUUGUUGAAGAAUUCUUUAACUUGUUCUGAACUACGUGAUCUUUUAUGUUUUGGUCUUUCAAGUUUUUUAUCUUCAUAACAGUAAACAGUAGGUGGAACAUUUGAAAAGGAUACAGAAGCUAGUGUCUUUCGAUUCUUACGACAUAAAAGAGUGGUUUCCUUUUCAAUAGGUGAAUUAUUCUUAUACCAUAUAUCAAGUUGAGGGAUACAAUCAUAGAGUGAUUUAGUUGCUUCUUCUUUAACAAAAUUUGCAGUCAUUGUUGCAAUAUAAUAAAAUAAAAGUAAAAUAAAAUAAAA